Colletotrichum higginsianum IMI 349063 is the source of this 2001-nucleotide messenger RNA. RefSeq names its product Poly polymerase. The record is from RefSeq and is a predicted model, not a curated record. Gene Ontology annotation, molecular function: poly(A) RNA polymerase activity; RNA binding. Bases 1 to 2001 code for a protein of 666 amino acids. Gene Ontology annotation, cellular component: nucleus. Lineage: Eukaryota; Fungi; Ascomycota; Sordariomycetes; Glomerellales; Glomerellaceae. The transcript is spliced from 5 exons.
AUGGCUAGCGAGGAAAGACCAUUGGGCGUGACGCCGCCCAUCUCCUCCGCCCUCCCAACCGAAGCAGAGAACCAUGCGAUGCAGACCCUUAUCGACGAGCUUCGGAGGCAGAACACCUUUGAGAGCCCUGCAGACACCCAAAAAAGGGAAAAGGUUCUUGAGCAUCUUGCGCGGAUAUGCGACGAGUUCGUCAAACGAGUGGCCCGGGAACGGGAAAAGGGCAACGACGCCCUCAUCAGAGAUGCCAGGGGCAAGAUCUUUACCUACGGCAGCUACCGCUUGGGUGUUUAUGGCCCAGGCUCCGAUAUCGAUACCCUUGUCGUCGCCCCGAAAUACGUUACCCGCGCCGACUAUUUCGAGAUCUUCCCCGACCUGCUCAAGGAGAUGGCCCCUCCCGGCGCCAUCACAGACAUGGCUGUUGUUGCCGACGCUUUCGUUCCCAUUAUUAAGUUCGAAUUUUCCGGCAUCAGCAUCGACCUGAUCUUCUCCCGCAUUGCCAUGCUUAAGCAGUUGCCCAAGGACUUCAACGUUCAGGAUUCCGGUCUGUUGCGAGGUCUCGAUGAAGCAGAGCUGCGAUCCCUCAACGGCACUCGGGUGACAGACGAGAUCCUUAGUCUUGUUCCCGAGCAAGCUACUUUCAAGUUAGCCCUGCGCGCCAUCAAGCUUUGGGCACAGCGACGUGCCAUCUACGCCAACAUCAUGGGAUUCCCCGGCGGUGUGGCAUGGGCCAUGUUAGUUGCCCGUGUCUGUCAAUUGUACCCGAAAGCAGCAAGCUCCGUCAUUGUCAACAAGUUCUUCCACAUCAUGCGCCGCUGGCCGUGGCCUCAGCCGGUCCUUCUCAAGCAGGUCGAGGGCGGUCCCCUCCAAGUCCGCGUUUGGAAUCCCAAGCUCUACAAGGGUGACCAGUUUCAUCUUAUGCCCGUCAUUACCCCCGCCUACCCCUCCAUGUGCGCCACUUACAACAUCACACGAUCGGCCAUGACUGUCAUACAGCAAGAACUGCAACGAGGUUGCGAUAUUACAGACGCUAUCAUGUUGGGCAGAAACCCAUGGAGCGACCUCUUUGUCAAGCAUACGUUCUUCACCCAGGGAUACAAGUACUACAUCUCUGUCAUCACUUCCAGCACAGAUAAGGAAGCCCACAAGGUUUGGUCGGGCUACGUGGAGUCUAAAGUGCGCGUCUUGGUUCAAGGUCUGGAGCAGCAUCAGUCGAUAGCGUUGGCCCAUGCGUUCAACAAAGGGUACGAACGCCGACACAGGUGCGCCAAUGAGACAGAGGUUCAUCAAGUCCAAGCUGGGAACAUGUCCUUCCUGGUCAAAGAUGGCGAGGUUCACGACACAAGUUCGGUCAAAGUCGAGACGGAGGCGGGGUUGAAUAACAUGCCCGUGCUCAAGUCUGGACCGGCGGAAACGACCCUAGGGAUUAAAGAGGAAACGGAACCGGCUGACAUCAAGCAAGAGAUGUCAUCAGCUGCCAACCUCAAGGCGGAGAAAGAGGACCAUUCUGUUCCGGCAAUCGACGUUUUCACCACCACACACUACAUAGGACUGACACUGAGUGAAGGCGCGAAAUCGCUCGACUUGUCCUAUCAAGUCGACAACUUCAAGUCACUGUGUACGACAUGGGAGAAAUACGAUCCCACGUUGAACUGCCUGGCCGUCCAACACGUGCGAAGUUUCAACCUUCCCGACGAUGUUUUUGAGCCGGGCGAGAAGAAACCCCAGAAACCUCAAAAGAGGCAAGCAAAUGCGAACGGCUCGGCACAGAUCAAAAAACGAAGCGCUUCAGAGGUACUGCAUGCUUGGUCUAAGCUCACGGUCACGCCCGAGGGCUCUUCACGAGGCGACCGAAACCCCCAGGCUGACAGAUUGCAUAGGAAAAUCAACAGCCGCCGGCCAAGCGCCAACAGGCUUCCGUUACGGCUGCUGGCUGAGCAUCCUUCGGGGACGCCCCACCCCAUACACUUCUGCUUCGAGACCGCACAGGAUCCCAGCAUUUGA